Molecule: messenger RNA, 1186 nt
Organism: Spinacia oleracea (spinach)
Lineage: Eukaryota; Viridiplantae; Streptophyta; Magnoliopsida; Caryophyllales; Amaranthaceae
Product: thioredoxin-like protein CDSP32, chloroplastic
Exons: 1
Coding region: 138-1097 (319 amino acids)
Molecular function (GO): oxidoreductase activity, acting on a sulfur group of donors, disulfide as acceptor
Source: RefSeq, a predicted model, not a curated record
CUAGUCUUGACCCUUAAAAUGCAAUCAUCCUAUCAAAAAACCUCCCCCACACCACAACAUCAUAUCUAACCAAAUCCAACUAACCUUGAUCAACAUCUCUUCUCUCUUUCUCUAAUAAUCUCUUGUUCCUCAAAAAAAUGGCAACAUCUUCUUCUUCUUCUUCUUCUUCUUCUUCAUUGCAAGCAUCAUUGUUGUCUAAACCACCAAAAACAACAUCCCUUAUUCCUAACAACCUUACUCUUUCCCACUUUUCACCCUUCUCUUCUUUCUCAAGAAGUCUCCCCAAACUACACACAUCAUCACUCAAGAACAAAUCACUAAGAAAACUAGACUUUUCGGCAAUAAAGGCUAGCACAGGCGCCUCCCCGAACGAGACCUCGAACGAAACAACAGUGAACAAAAAGCAUCAAAGAGUCCAACGAGUCCACAACAUAGAAGAGUUCGAUAAAGCUCUUAAAGCCGCUAAGGACAAACUAGUGGUGGUUGAGUUUGCUACGAGUGAUAGCGAUCAAAGCAUUCAGAUAUACCCCUUCAUGGUAGAGCUAAGCCGUACUUGUAACGACGUGGAGUUCCUCCUAGUGUUAGGAGACGAAUCAGAGGCAACAAAGGCACUUUGCAAGAGAGAAAACAUAGAACAAGUUCCACACUUUACAUUCUAUAAGUCUAUGAACAAGAUUCACGAGGAAGAAGCUAUAGGACCAGAUCAGCUUGUUGGGGAUGUGCUUUAUUACGGGGAUAGUCAUUCAGCUGUUGUACAACUUCAUUCUAGGGAAGAUGUGGAGAGCUUAAUUAACGAACACCGUGGUGAUGGGAAACUGAUUGUUCUUGAUGUUGGGCUUAAGCAUUGUGGACCUUGUGUUAAGGUAUAUCCAACUGUUAUUAAGUUGUCUAAGCAGAUGGAAACUGUUGUAUUUGCUAGGAUGAAUGGAGAUGAAAAUGAGAGUUGUAUGGAGUUUUUGAGGGUUAUGGAAGUUGUUGAGGUUCCUACUUUUGUGUUUAUUAGGGAUGGUAACAUUUGUGGUAGGUAUGUUGGAUCUGGUAAAGGUGAGCUUAUUGGUGAGAUUCUAAGGUAUCAAGGUGUAAGGGUUACUUACUAAGUUACUAUCACUUACAUUGUGAACAAACAUUAUUAAACAUCAGUCACUGAAUUGAAACUCGUGUGAUUAUGAAAUCUAUUUUUCUAUCA